AUGGCGGUGUCGGGUGACGCGACCACCGCCUCAGGACGCCGUGCGUCCGACGGGUCCGGACCGACCUGGCGCCACUGGGACGCCUGGUGGCAACCUCGCUCCUGGGAUCAGUGGCGAGGAGGAUGGGAACCCUGGCAAUGGAACGCACAGGAAUCUACAAGCUGGACUACCGCAUGGCCCGGGAGCCCCUCGUGGAAGAGUGGCGAUGGCGAGCCUACAUCCAGAACUACCUCGGCCCCGCGAAGUUUCCCGAUUACGACUACGACUGGCGGACCUACUACCAGAACAGAUGGUGACCGCGUGGAGGGAGGUGGACCGACGCGCGAUGUCGGCAACACGAGUACGAAGGGGCCGUCUGAGAGACUGAUCAUCCCCACCUUUAGCGGGGACGUGGAGGGCACCGGUGACCUGGGCACCUCUGCUCGGAGCUAUCUCAGGCAAAUAGCUGCCUGGGAGAAGAUGACGAAGUUGACGCCGGACCAACGCGCCCUGGUCCUCUACCAGAACCUUCAGGGAUCAGCGUGGGUCAAUUCCGAGUCGCUUUGUGUCGAGGACCUGGCUAGGCGGGAUGGCGUGCAGGUGCUGAAGGAUUGGAUCACCCAGCACUACCUGGACAUCGAGGUGACCCAGGACGACUCCGAGCAGGACUUCGACCUCGUCGACCAGAUCGGCGAGGACACGGGCGACUUGUACAUCACCUACAUGACCGCGAAGGCCAGGUACCGGGAUGCCACCAAGGCCCGUGGAAUGGAAAGCCAUGGACCCGCGGACCGCCGCGGACUGGACACCGCUGCUGUGAAGCGAGCUGCGGAAGCCAAGGUGCAGCUCGCUAAGUCCAAAAGCUUUUGUGCAGCUUGUGGCCAGCGCGGCCACUGGCAUCGCGAUGCAGUCUGUCCCAAACGCAGUGGACCCGACAAACCUCAGACCGUGCAUGUGACCAAUGACAUUGUCGAGUUUGCCUCGAAUGGGCAGUUCGAGCUCUACGCCAUCCUGGAUUCAGCGUGCUCUAAGUCGGUGGUUGGGACCAACUGGCUCGAGCGCUAUCUGGGACUCACUCGUGGCAAGGACUAUGACAUCGGCUUCAUCUAUGAGCGCGAGGCUUUCAA
Messenger RNA from Symbiodinium sp. CCMP2456, 1106 nucleotides. The record is from the annotation of a GenBank genome assembly. Lineage: Eukaryota; Dinophyceae; Suessiales; Symbiodiniaceae.